AUGGACAUGGCCGCCAUGGCUGCCCUUUCGGGUGACCAUCGUCCUCCCGGCCGCAAUGCGCCAAUCCCGUUUCCUCUCUCCAGCUUCAACAAGUCCAAGCCCCAGUCCCCCGACCUGUCGUCUCUUGCCCUCGCGGCUGAUGUCAAGACGAGGGCGCUCGCUGCGAGGGACCCCAAUGUGCGCCCAAUCCAUCCUUUCGCCACGGCACGCUCGGCUGGCUCUAACAAUGAGCGCAGCUGGCCUGCUAUCACCGACACCAUCACAGUUGAGCUGGACAUCUGGAGCCCUACCGACUGUUGUGCGCCGAGCCCUGCGACCUUUGGACCGCCCUGCCAGGCCGACGACACCAUGCAGCUUGACACCCCAAACAUACCUCAUACGCGCAUCAAGUUUCCUAGUCGGGUCAAUCCCCAGUGUGCUAAUUCGUUCUCCGUCUUUCAAGACAACUGCAGGUAUGAGCAUCCUCGCGCCAAUGGCUCCGCCAGCGCGAACCCCUUCAGCGUGCUCUCGGGCAAUUCCAACAACAAUAUCAACAACAACCGCGGCGGAUUUGGAAGACAACAGGCAGCACAGCCCAACCAAUUCUCGUUGAGCAAGGACACAAUACAGAAAGAUCUCACAGAGGAGAGGCCAUCAUGGAUCCUGUCGGCAUACGGCCCUGGCCGCGAUGCGCCCGAGCAGCUCUGGGGCGGAUACCCCAUCGAGCAGAGCUUCGAGGAGAUGAGACUGCAUUACAUGAUGGGAGAGGCGUCAGGCAAUGCGCAGGGAGCGCUUACUGAGAUCCAAGGCCUCUGGGGACAGGCGCAGGGAAAGCUUCAAAGCGCACUCGGCAACCUUGAUGGAGCUAUUGACUUCAUCCUACAGUCGCAGAAUACCCACCCAAACCGCCACGACGUCUGUCAGGCGAACUCGUCGACGAGCACUGGCGAGUUCAGCAAGAGCCCCGUAGGCCUACAGCCCAGCCAGCCCGCCAAUGCCUUCUCCGCCCCGCCAGCUGGCGGCGCUUUUGGUCAACCGUCAGCGCUUGGACAAAGUGCGAACCCCUUCAGCACCGCCGCCGCCGGGGCCAGUGGGAGCUCCCCAUUUGCGCAGACCGCUGCGCCAGCCCAACCUUCAGCGUUCGGCCAGCCAUCGGCUUUAGGAGGCGGUACCAGCGCGUUCGGCCAACCGUCGACGCUCGGCGGCGGGAGUGCUUUUGGCCAGCCUUCGGCCCUUGGCGGCGGCAGCGCGUUCGGGAAACCCUCGGCUCUUGGCCAAACCGGAGGUACUGGCUUCGCCCAGACUGGAGGAACCGGCUUCGGCCAAACCGCAGGAACUGGCUUCGGCCAGACCUCAGCAAUGGGCCAGUCUACCAAUCCCUUCGGUGCUCCCAGCUUUGGUCAACCUGCUCAGCCGUCCCAACCUGGGCCAUCUGCUGGCGGCUUCGGACAGCCUUCACAGCUAGGGGCGAAACCGAAUCCGUUCUCGACUGGCGGUACCGCGGCCUCUGCCAGUCCCUUCGGGGCGAUGGGUAGAGCAAACAGCAACCCAAACCCGUUCGCAACGAAUACACAAUCAGCACAACCUGGCCCUGCCACAAGCAGCAGUCCCUUUGGGCAGCCGGCGCAGCAGUCGGCGACGCCCGAGGUGUCCAUGGACGCGUCCGGCCCUCCAGCGGCCCAGAACCCAUUUGCGCAAGCAAGUAACCCAUCCGCAGCUCCAGCAAACCCAUUUGGCCAGCCGGCGCAACCUGCGGCGUCAAAUCCCUUUGCCCAGGCAGCGCCAGCCAGUAAUGGCUUUGCCGCAGCAGCCAGGCAGCCCGCUGGCGCAACCCCUGGAGGCGCGAACCCGUACCCGCCAAACGCAACCAGGCAGCAUCCACCUUAUGAAAGCUACGCCAGAAAGGCACCCACGGGCCAGCUCCUAACAUUCAAGGGCAAGGAGGUCACAUACAAGAUGGUGGAGGAGAAGGGGGAAGCGCCAAAGCCGGUGCCGGGCAUUCAGAACUUUGACGGCAGCUGGACCAAGAUCUGGUUCCCGGAUGGCCCUCCGCCGUACUAUAAGGACACGGAGCCUGACCGGGCAUACACGGACGGAGAGAAGGCGGCCUACGAGCAGUUUGUGUCCACGGGCCGCUUCACCCUCGAAGCUGCGGGUGGCGGCGGCAUGCCUGAAGCUGCGCCCAUGAGGGAGUACUGCACAUGGGACUUGUGA
Messenger RNA from Diaporthe amygdali, 2193 nucleotides. RefSeq lists its product as uncharacterized. The transcript has 2 exons. The record is from RefSeq and is a predicted model, not a curated record. NCBI's taxonomy places the organism in Eukaryota, Fungi, Ascomycota, Sordariomycetes, Diaporthales, Diaporthaceae. Bases 1 to 2193 code for a protein of 730 amino acids.